AUCUUUCCCCCUUAUUUCACAACAAAUACUACUUAAUGAUUAAAAACCCUAAACCCCUGAAUCAGAAUCACUUCUUCCCUCAUUUUCUUGCUUUCUCUCUCUUACACUCACAAAUUCUUCUCGAAAACUUUUUGAGGCUCACAUUUUAAUUCAGGGUUAAAAAUGGCCAAUAACAACAUACCCCCUCAGCUAGCAAAAGAACAGGUCAUGUUUAUGGCUGAGAAGGAAAUGGAGUACAGGGUCGAGCUAUUUAACAAGCUUACACAGACAUGCUUUCGCAAAUGCACUGAUAAAAGCUACAAGGAGUCUGAACUGAACAUGGCUGAAAACAGUUGCAUUGAUCGCUGUGUCUCAAAAUAUUGGCAGGUGACUAAUCUAGUGGGCCAGUUGCUCGGAACAAACCAGCCUCCCAUGUAAAUGGUGUUCACUCUAUUUAAGUAAUCACUACUUGCUUGGACAAAGCCGCGGAAAACAAAUUGAUGCUGUUGCUAUGCUGUGGAAUCAAUGAUACCGUUGCCUAAAAAUUUUGUUUCUUUUGAACUGAAUCAUACUUGUUUAAUUUGCCUAGUGAUGGCAAUACUCCUAAUGAUUUCGAUACUAGAUAUUGGUGGAAGGCCACAUUUGAUCAUAUGUUUUGUGUAAGGCUCUAAGUAUCAUUCCUUGAAUUGGAGUUUUCUUUUACUGAAUCCCAGUUCCAGGGGUUUGUUUUUGUUAUCAAGCAAUAAUCACAGACGCACAGUAGUGAAUUUCAAGAUGCUUAA
Messenger RNA from Chenopodium quinoa (quinoa), 761 nucleotides. Its product is annotated as mitochondrial import inner membrane translocase subunit TIM10-like. Gene Ontology annotation, biological process: protein insertion into mitochondrial inner membrane. Lineage: Eukaryota; Viridiplantae; Streptophyta; Magnoliopsida; Caryophyllales; Amaranthaceae. Gene Ontology annotation, cellular component: mitochondrial inner membrane. Bases 163 to 417 code for a protein of 84 amino acids. The record is from RefSeq and is a predicted model, not a curated record. The transcript is spliced from 6 exons.